AUGCUGACUAAACCCCCGCCGCCGCCGAAAGUCCUCGGCGCGGCGCGUCGUCGUCGCGUCCCCGCUCACAUCCUCGUCCACCAACAGUUGACGACAUCGAUGGCAGCCACGACUACAGACGACAAUGUGGCCGAACCUGCAGAUACUGAAGGCCAGAUUUUUGCCGGAAAGUCCUUCUGGGUCGCCCAGCGCGUCAUAUCGCGCAAUUAUUACGUCGAUUUGAUCAAGAGCAAUGGCGGCACCGUUAUCCAAUUGGAGAAGAAAGCCGACUACAUUAUUGCAGACCACUGCCGACGCGACUGUCCGCCAGGAAGCAUCUCAUACACCUUUAUCGAAAGAUCCAUCAAAGCAGGCGAGAUUCAGGAUCCCAACCACCACCUAGCCGGUCCCGCCCUAGGCACAACCGCGGUUGCUUCCAGCUCGCGGAGUGUACCUGGCAAGAGGGCAAAGUACACGGCUGAAGAAGACCGGAUAUUGUACAAGUGGGUGCGUGACUGCGAGAGCCAGGGGGGGCUCGCCAGCGGCAACGAGAUCUACAAACAGCUCGAGGCACAACAUCCCCAACACCCCUGGCAGUCAUGGCGCGAUCGAUAUGUGAAGCAGCUGCGUCAUCGCCCACCCUCUGCCUUCAACAUCCCCGACAACGCUCUUCCGUCCCCUCCUACCGAUGAAUCCAAGAACAAACCAAAAACCGCUGCUAGGCCAGCACUAGAACAAGGGGCAGCGUCUUCCUUAGAGAAAGUGACCUCUACCAACAACAAGAACAUAGCUCUGGGAGAACUAGAAAAGCUGUUCAGCUCUGGUGAUUGGGAAGAGAUGUAUGCUUUCAAAGAGGAGAUUACGAACCUCGAGGGCGAGGAACACAUUAACGCCUGGAAGUCGUUCGCGGAGAAGAGAUCCCAGUCUGCUACGCUGUUGCAACAGUACUUCGAAAGGAUAGUGAAGCCGCAAUGGGACAGCGACCCCGACUGGAAGCAUCGUGAGAUCAAGAAAAGAGUAAAAGAAAGAUUCGGAGACAGCGGUGGCAGUCAGGAAGCAGCUCCAAAGGAAGAUCUGGAUAAUAGUGUCACAGAACAUAUCCCCCUCGAAAACCCCAUCUCGAAUGCUGAAUUUCCAUAUCCAUCUCUUAAGGGCAAACGCAAAUGGGACGACAUGGAUGAUGCUCGCUUCGAAGAGCAUCUCCAAAACGAUCACGAGGGGAAAGCUUCCCCCGCUUACAUAUUGUUCGCCCAGGCUCGAAAAUAUGACGUGUGGCAGGAGCAGCCUGGUCUAGACUACGAUGAGCUGCAUAGGAUCCUCCUAUCGAGAUGGAAUGUUCUUUCACCUGAAGAGAAAGCCCGCUUCGUUGUUGAAGCUGGCGAGAAAGCCUCGGGCAGAAAUGAAUCUAUACAGAAGCCGCCAAAAGUGCAGCUGUCCUCUACAGCUGCGCACAAGACGCCAGAAUACAUCACCGAAGUAUACGAAAAGACAAUCGGAGUCUGUCAGGAAGAAAAGCAUAAAACGGAAGCAUCAGAGGAUGAGAGUCCUCCCCCCACAAAACGGCAGAAGAAUACCCACACGCCUUCACCCCAACGCACAUCAAGAACACGGGAGACGAGUCUGCCAAAUGCGACACAGCAGCACCCUUUUGAGAUCUCCUCAGACCAUUCUUCAUCUCCUCCGUUCGAAACUGAAACAAAGGCAAUCGAAUCCGAUGAUUUCAAUUCUGACGUCCCUUCUGCACCCGCCAGUGCAGACGACUAUCCUUCCAACACACCCACCCCCCGCGCCUCGCGCUUCCAAGCCGCAGACCCAUUCAACACCCAAGAUAUACUUUCCUCGCCCAGCACUUACUCCAUCUCUGCCCUCCCCCUACCUGAAAAUCUUGACGCCGACGAUGAAGAUCCCGGCAGUCCCACCCUCGUGUCCAUGUCGCCCAACUUCGAGAUGCCAUCCGAUGCAUCGACGACAUACUCACUACAGGAAUUCAGGCGCUCACUGAAUUCUGACCACAACGCUUUCAUCUACAACCCUGCAGAACAGCAAGUCUCAACUCAACCCCGAAUACCGUCCUCACCGCAACGCCUCGUUCUAAAUACGACCCCGACCCGCAGAAGGUCACUUCCAUCAUCACCUGCACAUACACUCGCCCCUCUCCCUCUCCCCACAUCUUCUGAUAAGCCUUCUUCGCCUACGUCCUCAGUAGCGUCCAUUUCAUCAAAUAUCGAUCCAGAUGUACCCCUUACAGCUGAUGAGGUUGAUGAUUUCUUCACCUCUCACGAACGCUUAGGCUACGCCGAAACCCACAUCGCUGCUGCUCUCAAAUGUACACGCUUCCGCCCUUCUCUUGCGACAUCCGUGCUUCAGUGCUGGGAGAAAGGGGAAGAUACGCCGCAGGGGCAAAGGGGCGUGUGGAGCGAUCAAGAUGACAGGGAUCUUGAGGGUAGAGAUCAAACAAAGGUAGACAUGUUGGAGAGAAUACAUACCCUGUUGGGGUGGGGUGGGGUAGAGGAGAGAAGAAGGUUCUUGGUGCAAUAUCGGAACGCAUAG
This is a messenger RNA of Periconia digitata, 2529 nucleotides long. NCBI's taxonomy places the organism in Eukaryota, Fungi, Ascomycota, Dothideomycetes, Pleosporales, Periconiaceae. The record is from the annotation of a GenBank genome assembly.